AUGAAAACUUGUUCGUUUCGAGGAGCUGAACCUCGAUCAAACAUUGAAGGUCUCUUCUGUGGAAAAGAUGUACCUCAAGCAAGAUAUUCCGUAUUUCCAUGUAGCAAUCUAUUUUGUCUAUGUUGUCAUCCAUUACAUAGUCACAAGAAAAGUCAAUCAUGGUCAGUCGUUGAAUUUGUCUCAAGUUCCAUGCAUCAAUUUGUCAAUGGUUAUACUACUUAUCUCAAUUGUCCAGCAACAUGUACUACAUCGAAUGUAGUCUAUGCCAUGACAUGUCCAUGUGGUCAAUAUGAUUAUGUCGAUUCAGCAGCAGACACAUUGACAGAUGCUAUGGCUUAUCAUCGAGCACAUGGCAAUCGAAUUAUACAUGAAAAAUUGACUGGUAGUCCUGUAUAUCGAGGAUCAUUAUUCGAUCCAAUGGAGAAAGAGAAAGAAAUUGCUAAUGAGAUGCGUCUCUAUCAACAUUCAGCUCGAUGUUCAAUAGCACUUCGUUCAUUUCUGGAUUGCAAUCCAAUUUAUUGGUGUUUUAUUCCUCUCCUUUGGGAGGAAGCACUAGCAGAAAAUGCUGUUUACUACCAAGGAACUAUUGUACCACUACCACCAGCUGCCUAUGGCUUUUCAUAUGGACAAUUACAAAAACAGCGUUUAUUUUUCGAACAUUUUGUCGGUUCUUCCAUUCACCAACUGCCGUAUGUUGCAUUGGAUUUGUAUAAAAUGGCGAUCAUUGCUGUUCUACCAGAGGAUCGUUCCAUUAUAUUACGAUACAUCAUCGAAACAUUAUUCAUUAUUCAUGGUGAAACAAAAUUAAAUAUGAUUUGUCCAAUUGGUGGUGAUGCUGAAAAGCGCUAUGGUCGUCCGUAUGAUCUUAUUUAG
Molecule: messenger RNA, 873 nt
Organism: Rotaria sp. Silwood2
Lineage: Eukaryota; Metazoa; Rotifera; Eurotatoria; Philodinida; Philodinidae
Source: the annotation of a GenBank genome assembly